Messenger RNA from Schizophyllum commune H4-8, 1434 nucleotides. RefSeq lists its product as uncharacterized. The coding region runs from base 56 to 1411 and encodes 451 amino acids. Gene Ontology annotation, molecular function: ATP hydrolysis activity; ATP binding. Gene Ontology annotation, cellular component: mitochondrial inner membrane. The transcript has 7 exons. Gene Ontology annotation, biological process: mitochondrial respiratory chain complex III assembly; protein insertion into mitochondrial inner membrane from matrix. Lineage: Eukaryota; Fungi; Basidiomycota; Agaricomycetes; Agaricales; Schizophyllaceae. The record is from RefSeq and is a predicted model, not a curated record.
CAAAGACGCAGUCGCAGCCGCGCUCUCAAGCCAGGGAACUCAAAAUGGGGGCGCUAUGUCGGCGAUUGGCAGCCUCGUAGGCGACAACCCCUACUUCCAGGCCGGCUUCGGGUUACUGGGGAUUGGCAUGGGAGCGCAGCUCCUGCGCCGUGGCGCCACCCUCGGACUAAACGCCCUGCAACGGCGAAUGCUGGUCCAGCUGGAGCUGACGAACCGGGAUCACGCAUACGACUGGUUCCUCGGCUGGAUGGCGCGGAACACGGACGCAACUACGCGGCGCUUCCUCCCCAGUCACCAGAUAUCUGUCGAGACCGUGAUCGAGAAGCACAAGAACGGCUCCUCCAAUGUCUUCUUCAACCUCGUCGCUGGUCCGGGUACUCACUACUUGAAGUACCAGGGCGCAUGGAUGCAGGUUCGCCGCGAGCGCGAGACCCGCGCCAUGCAACUCGUCGGCGCGCAAUCCGGCGGCCCCUGGGAAACUAUUGUCCUCACCACCCUCUCCCGCGACCGCUUCCUCUUUCCCAAGCUUCUCGCAGAGGCCCGAGAUCUUGCUAUCAAAAGUCAGGAGGGCAAACUCGUCAUACACACCGCCUGGUCAACGCAAUGGCAACCGUUCGGGCAGCCGCGGGGGAAGAGGCCCCUGCAGAGUGUCGUGCUUGCGCCGAAUGUGGCGCAGAAAAUUGAGAACGAUGUACGGACAUUCUUGAAGAGGAGGCAGUGGUAUGUUGACAGAGGCAUCCCCUACCGCCGCGGUUACCUCCUCCACGGACCACCAGGCUCUGGCAAGAGCUCCUUCAUCCAAGCCCUCGCCGGCGCCCUGGACUACGACAUCUGCCUCCUCAACCUCGCCGAGCGCGGCCUCACCGACGACCGCCUCAUGCACCUCCUCACCAACGCGCCCGAGCGCUCCUUCAUCCUCAUCGAGGACGUCGACGCCGCCUUCAACAAGCGCGUCCAGACCUCGGAGGACGGGUACCAGUCCGCGGUCACCUUCUCUGGCUUCCUGAAUGCGCUGGACGGUGUCGCGUCGGGCGAGGAGCGCAUCGUGUUCAUGACGACGAAUCAUCUGGAGAGGUUGGAUCCGGCGCUUAUAAGGCCGGGGCGCAUUGAUUUGAUCGAGCUGAUUGACGAUGCGACGCCCGAGCAGGCGAGGACGCUGUUUUCGCGGUUCUAUGAGUUGGAUGCGAAGGCAGGGAGCGGGGAGAUGGGACCACCACUUUCGGAGGCCGAGCUCGAGGAGUUGGCAACGAAACUGGAAAAUAUUGUCGCUGAGCAGCGGGACCAGGGCCGGCGGGUGAGCAUGGCGUCGUUACAGGGCCUGUUCAUCCAAUGCGACGCUCGGUAUGCGGUGCAAUGCUGCGAGCAACAGGAGCGAGGAGGAGGGGAAGUAGUACAUUAUCACUUGCAUUAGAUGCCACAUAUUUACCACUCACC